Molecule: messenger RNA, 534 nt
Organism: Diplodia corticola
Lineage: Eukaryota; Fungi; Ascomycota; Dothideomycetes; Botryosphaeriales; Botryosphaeriaceae
Product: splicing factor 3b subunit 10
Exons: 2
Coding region: 1-534 (177 amino acids)
Biological process (GO): mRNA splicing, via spliceosome
Cellular component (GO): precatalytic spliceosome; U2 snRNP
Source: RefSeq, a predicted model, not a curated record
AUGGUAAGUUUCGCCGCCUCACGUUGCCAGAAAAUCUCGCUGACGCGCGACGCGCAGGCCGACAAGCUCCGCACCCAGCAGCAGCUCGAGCAGCUGCAGGCCCGCUACGUCGGUACCGGCCACGCCGAUACCAGCCCGUUCGAGUUCAAGACGAACUACAUGCGCGACUACCGCGCUUCGGUCAUCGGACACCCUGAGCUGCUCCAGCACACCGCCAUCGGCAUGGGUGUGUCGCGCGAGAGGGUUCGCCUCGCUCAGAUCGAGGCCAUGAUCGUCGCCGCCGGCCACGCCCCUCCGGGCACUGCCAAAAAGACGAAGACCAACGCCGAAGCUGAGGAAGAGAAGAAGGUCCAGCAGGCUGCCUCCAAGUGGGCCGAGGACUUCGGCCAGAAGGACAAGUUCAAGAAGAUGAGCUUCUUCAAGGAUGGCCUCGACAAGAAGGCCCCCGAGGAGGAGUCUUCCAAGGAUGGUGCUUCGGAUGUUGCUCCCAAGGACAACGUCAAGGAGUGUGAGGAUGACAAGGACCAGAAGUGA